Trichoplusia ni (cabbage looper) is the source of this 645-nucleotide messenger RNA. Its product is annotated as ubiquitin-40S ribosomal protein S27a. Gene Ontology annotation, biological process: protein ubiquitination; modification-dependent protein catabolic process; translation. The coding region runs from base 96 to 563 and encodes 155 amino acids. NCBI's taxonomy places the organism in Eukaryota, Metazoa, Arthropoda, Insecta, Lepidoptera, Noctuidae. The transcript is spliced from 4 exons. The record is from RefSeq and is a predicted model, not a curated record. Gene Ontology annotation, molecular function: protein tag activity; structural constituent of ribosome; ubiquitin protein ligase binding. Gene Ontology annotation, cellular component: ribosome; nucleus; cytoplasm.
UGAGCCAUGUAAAGUUGUUUUUCUGUAUUGGUAACACUGUCUACUGUAGAGUUUCCUUUUCCAUGUGGCAUGGUGUCGGCGUAAGGUGAGCCAAUAUGCAGAUUUUCGUAAAGACCCUAACGGGCAAGACCAUCACCCUUGAGGUCGAGCCCUCGGAUACCAUCGAGAAUGUGAAGGCUAAGAUCCAGGACAAGGAGGGAAUCCCCCCAGACCAGCAAAGAUUGAUCUUCGCCGGUAAGCAACUGGAAGAUGGUCGUACCCUGUCAGACUACAACAUCCAAAAGGAAUCCACACUUCACUUGGUGCUCCGCCUGCGUGGUGGUGCCAAGAAGCGCAAGAAGAAGAAUUACUCCACACCCAAGAAGAUCAAGCACAAGAAGAAGAAGGUCAAGCUCGCUGUCCUUAGGUUCUACAAGGUUGAUGAGAAUGGCAAGAUCCACCGCCUCCGCCGUGAGUGCACGGGCGAGCAGUGCGGCGCCGGCGUGUUCAUGGCCGUCAUGGAGGACCGCCACUACUGCGGCAAGUGCCACAGCACCAUGGUCUUCAAGGACGAUGACAAAUAGGCCCUAAGACUUAAUUAUAAGACCAAUCGCUCAGACUUGCUGUGUAUGAUGGAUUUAUAAUAUAAUAAAUCUUGACACAGUG